UUGACCUCUGACCCGAAGCUGUUAAACCUUUUUGUUGACCCUUCAUACAUUGAUCUAUUAUUGACAUUAUCACCUUCACACGUUAGUCUUCAGCAUGAAGCUGUUGUUUCCACGGAUGCAGCUGUUUGACCAGUAGCGUGUGUCUCCACGGUUACCAGAGAUGCUCACCUCCCCUUCCCCUUCCCCUUCUGUUGUUAGUUUAGCUGUUACCUCCUGUUCACACAUUCAGAGACAGUGUGACACCUGUUGGUGUCUCACCUUGUCCUAUCAGUCAUAUCCAGCUGCUGUGUGACGUGGUUCAGAUGAUCGUUCAGCUCUAACAGGAUAAUUACAGGUGAUUCAAAUAACACCUUCUCCUUUCUCUGACCUCCUUCACCCUUCAUCCUCUUCAUGUCCUUCCCUCUCAUCUCUCCUUCCACUUCCAUCAAUCCAUCCUCCCUCCUUCACAGCAGACCACUUGGCUUGUUUCCUCAGCAGGUCACCCAUCAAAACGCCAUGUCCCCCCUGGCCCCUGGCUCCCCGGCUGCCUCGGCCCUCGAUGGUGGGUGGGGCUGGGCGAUCGUGGCUUCAGGCUUCCUGGCUCUGCUGCUGGGGUACGGGUCUCCUCAGUCGGUGGGCGUCCUCUACCCAGAGUGGUUGCUCACCUUUGGGGAGGGGAAGGCCAUGACGGCCUGGGUGGGCUCACUGGUGGCUGGAGUCGGACUCAUAGUGGGUCCUGUCUGCAGUGUGUGUGUGGUGAAUUUUGGUGCUCGGCCCGUCACCAUCUUCAGCGGUGUGAUGGUGGCGGGCGGGUUGAUGCUGAGUUCCUUUGCUCCCAACGUCCCUUUCCUCAUCUUCUCCUACGGCAUCGUGGUCGGUGUCGGUGUCGGUCUGUUGUACGCUGCCACCCUCACCAUUACCUGUCUGUACUUUGACAAGAGGAGGGGCCUGGCUCUGGGAAUAGUGACCACAGGUGCGAGUGUGGGCGGUUUCCUGUAUGCUACAGUGCAGAGCGCCCUCAUCGAGCUUUUGGGUCUCGAUGGCUGCCUGCUCAUCAUCGGAGCGCUGGCGCUGAACGUGGUGGCAUGUGCUGGCCCCAUGCGACCUUUAACCCCACCCAAAUACUACCUCAAACAACGAGCUGCCAUCUUAGAGCAGCAACUUCAGGAGGAGGAGGAGCUGUCCAAUCAGAAGCCUUCAGCCAAAGAUCAGGUCAUCACCACGGAAACCAAGCAGCCGCCGGUCAGGAGGAGGAGUUUAUUCAGCUGUUCAGCUUUCAUCCAGAUGAUUAAGAUCAAGAUGAGACAGUAUACACAGUGUUUGUCCUCCAUGUUGUCUCUCCUUCAGGACAGAGUCCUCAUGGCAUUGUGCAUCUCUCUCUUCUUCUUCAGCCUCGGCAACUUCCCCCCUCAGCUCUUCCUGGAGGACCUGGCUCAGAGCUCCGGGCUGUCAGAAGGCGUCACCUCCGUCUCCCUGGUCUCCCUUAUCUCCAUCGGGGCCGGUGUGGGUAAGCUGGGUCUGGGUGUCAUGGCUGACGUGCCGCGGGUCGACAGCAUCCUCCUGUAUGCUCUGACGGUCGGAGUGAGCGGGCUGGCGGUCCUGCUCAUCCCCUUCGCCAGUUCGUACCUGGACCUCCAGGUGCUGUCAGUGGUCCUGGGUUUCCUGAGCGGGAACUGGACUCUGACUCCGUAUGUCACCAGUCAGGUGGUUGGUAUGGAGAAGCUCGCCGAGGCUCAUGGGAUCCUCAUGUUCUUUGGAGGCGUCGGCAUCACGCUGGGUCCUCCUGUCAUAGGUUGUUUCUAUGACUUCUGUCAGUCGUACGACGCUGCCUUCUUCAUCAGCGGUGGCGGCAUGAUGAUCAGCAGCAUUGUCCUCUUCUUUUCCGCCGUCUUGCCGCAACCACAAACUCAUCCCCCUACUUCAGUGGCCUCUGGGAUUGAGGUCAUCACAUGUACGGUUACUAUGGUAACAGACACUAACUCACCUGUCACCUGACAGACCGAACAAAUCUGGAUCCACAUCAACACUCUGAAGUUUCGGAGUUGUGGUCCUGAAUGACUUUGCACUCUUCGUUUACAAGAAGGUUUUAUUUUUGUGAAAUCAAACUUUUUUUUUUUACUGACAUAAAAAUGACCAAAUACAGAUUUAUCCUCUCAGUGGACUCUGAGGAUUCUGGGAAAUUUGUUCCUUGUUGCCUGGAAGGCAGUACUCAGGGUCACAGAAGCUCGCUUCACUUCAGAUACAACCCUGGUCUGCGUCUGGACGUAGAAAAGCCAAAUUAGACGAGACAGAGUCUGUGAGUCAAAAUAUUUACAUGAACAACAAAUGACAACAGACAAAACGAUGAUGGGAAUUUUAUCAUCUGAUCCAGAUGUUUUUAAAUAAAAAGGAUUAUUAUUGUCCACAGGCUUAAAUGUUUCAUGGAUUCAUAAUAUUACAGUGUAGAAUAUUAUUGUGUUCAUUAACACAGAUGAUCAUAUUGUUGUUGUUGUUUCCUGCUGUUGAAGAGGAAACAAACAGCAAAUGUCUCAGAUUUACAUUCGCUUUGUUUUUUUUAUUCUUGUUUUUGACAUUUGUUGAAUUUUGAAGUUUUUUCUAAAGAAACGUUGUUUUUGUUUAUCUGACUUGUUUUCUGAUUUCUGUGUAUUUGUAAGUUUUCAUAUCAAUGUUCAGUAAUCAUAUCAAAGAAGACGGGAGUGACUGUGAAAGCAGCAUGUGUCCUGACACAGGCUCAUCGAAGGACGAUGGAAGGCACCUGAAUGUGUGUCUGCAGUAAUCAGACUGUCAGAGGUCCAUCAUGUGUGUCUCAUGUGACU
Toxotes jaculatrix (banded archerfish) is the source of this 2795-nucleotide messenger RNA. RefSeq names its product monocarboxylate transporter 9-like. Lineage: Eukaryota; Metazoa; Chordata; Actinopteri; Toxotidae. Gene Ontology annotation, biological process: transmembrane transport; monocarboxylic acid transport. The transcript has 8 exons. The coding region runs from base 391 to 1974 and encodes 527 amino acids. Gene Ontology annotation, molecular function: monocarboxylic acid transmembrane transporter activity. The record is from RefSeq and is a predicted model, not a curated record.